AUGUUUGAGGGGGGCUUCUGGGGCCUCGCCAUUUUCCUCUUAACCCUCUUGUGGUGUUUUGUCCAUUACUAUUAUCUGCCGAUUCCGGAGCGGCGUCCGCAAACUCCCCCCAAGAAGCAAAAGAACAUCGUCUCUUUAAACCUGAAAGGCACUCUCUUAAACCCGAGUGACCUGAAAGUGCGCGCCUCUGAAGUUGAGGCUUUCUUGAAGCUAUGCGAGACCUUCGCCGUCUACACAGUAACCCAGGUCGCCGAUGACGCAGAAGAAGGUGCCAUCAGGGAGGCGCUUAACGAAUGUGGCGCCUUGGACAGAGGGCUUAAGGAGCACCGCAUCAUGUUCUGCGACACAAGCCCAGGGGCGGUGGCCAUGGUCCGUCAGCUGCAGCCUCAUCUGCACAUUGAGA
This is a messenger RNA of Eimeria tenella, 403 nucleotides long. RefSeq lists its product as uncharacterized. The transcript has 5 exons. The record is from RefSeq and is a predicted model, not a curated record. Gene Ontology annotation, biological process: peroxisome organization. The annotation marks the transcript as partial. Lineage: Eukaryota; Apicomplexa; Conoidasida; Eucoccidiorida; Eimeriidae.